GGAGUAGAAAGACCAGGGGGAAGAAGGCGGCAGCAUCGCGGGAUGGGGAAGUAGUUGGCACCCGAGCAGCAAUCCAAGCCGGAGCCCGCCAUGGCCAGCGCCAGCCCCAGCCCCAGCCCCAGCCCCAGCCGAGCCGUCACGGCCAAGGCCGCGACCACUGUCCCCGAGACGUACGAUGUGCCUCUGGUGGCACUCAACUUCAGGGUGAGGAGCCGUCUGUCGCUGUACCUCAACCCUCCCACCCAGGUGUCAGCCUACUGGCCCGGGCUAGCCGAGGAGCUGGGCUUCGAGUACCUGGAGAUCAUGAACCUGCAGGCGCAGCCCGACCCCACGGGCCGCCUGCUGGACGCCUGGCAGUCGCGGGAGCGGGCCACCGUGGGCGGCCUCCUGGAGAAGCUGGCCAAACUGGAGCGACUGGACGUGCUUGAGGACCUGAGGCCCAGCAUCGACGAGGACUGCAAGAAGUACCUGAAGAAGCAGAGGGAGAUGGAAGCAGAGAAGCCCCUGCAGGUGCCUGCUGUGGACAGCAGCAACCCUCAGACGUCAGAACUGGCAGGCAUCACCAUUCUGGAUGAUCCACGGGGACAAAUGCCAGAACUCUUUGAUGCCUUCAUCUGCUACUGUCCCAGUGACAUCCAGUUUGUUCAUGAGAUGAUCCAGCACUUGGAACAAACUGACUGUCGGCUGAAGCUGUGUGUGUCAGAUCGAGACGUCCUGCCUGGCACCUGUAUCUGGUCCAUCACCAGCGAACUCAUUGAGAAGAGGUGUCGCAGGAUGGUGGUUGUCAUUUCCGAUGAGUACCUGCAGAGCAACGAAUGUGACUUCCAGACCAAAUUUGCUCUUAGCCUGUGUCCAGGGGCUCGCCAGAAGCGCCUGAUUCCUGUCAAGUACAAGGCGAUGAAGAAGGAAUUCCCCAGCAUCCUGCGCUUCAUCACCGUCUGUGACUAUACCAAUCCCUGCACCAAGAGCUGGUUUUGGCCUCGGCUUGCCAAAGCCCUCUCCCAGCCCUGAGGCGGCCCCUCCCAGAUGUGACGUCAGUCACCUGCAACCUCGCUCCUGGACCAAAGACUGCCUGAUGCUCGGGGGGAGGGGCAAAGCCUGGCUUCCCUCUCUAGCCAAAACCACCCCCUGCAGACCCAGCUGAUGUCUCUAUCACACGCUGUCUCACAUGUGCGGCCUGUGUUGGGUUUCAUACGUGUAUGAACAUGGAUGAGAUCCUUCACGACAGUAGGUAAGCACUAGGGAGUCACACAAGAAGCAAGCGUCAGAGGCAGGUUUUGAACCUGGGUCAUCCUGGAUUCAAACCCUGCACUCUCUCCACACAUCAUGAUACCCAUUGGUUGAGUAGCCCUAAAGAGAGAAGAAGCUCACCGUGGCUUGUUUCAAAAGUCCUGUAGAGACCUUGUGCGGAGAUAAUGAUGGCUGUUUUCUUCUCUAAGUGCCUACAAACCCUUUAAUAAUAAUCCCUUUGAGAACUGUACAGGGGAUUGAGACCCAGCUCUUCAGUCCAGAGUUUGAAGCAUCUACCUUCUUCCCCUUCCUGAAAAUAUCCAGACUGGCAUCACCUCUCAUCCCCCAUGAUUUCUCCAAUUGUUUGCAAUCACCCCCACAAAUUAUCUCAUUGUCUUUGGUACAGUUCAUCUGGGCAGCUGGGGGGUGGCAGGGGGAGAAGAGAAGUCACUGUCUUUGGGUAGCUUCCUAUUGUAAAUAAUUCUUCCUAACUAGGUCCAAAGUUCUGCUGUUUAUGGCCUCAAAAGGACUUCAAGUGUUUACGUUUAAGUUCAGCCUCCUGGGACAAAGCCCUGGUCACCCCACCUUAGUUAUACUCUAUAGGUUCAGUAUAUUGCAUUUCAGUGCCUGGGGUGCUGCAGUCCCUCAGCAACCCCUCAUGUGAAUAUUUCACUGCUAUAUUGUUGCCACCAACCAUCCUGUCCCAUCAGUGAGAUACUCACUUUUUCCUCUGCUCCCUGAGGAAGUGGGCUGCAACUCGGGGAGUAUGUCUGCUUCUAGAACAAACCUAGACUCCACAUUGGGGCGAGCCAAGCUUUUCUUUGGCUACUCCAUUAAGAGGUGAGAGGCAGAAUGGUCACUAGACAUUUUUCUCUACCAGGGCAGGUAGCAGAGAACAGGCCCAGCGCAGGAGGCCCAAAUAUGCCCUCAAAAGCUGCUGGGGAAGCCAGAGAAAGAGGAGAAGGGUCAGCUGGGCCAAUGGGGAAAGCAAGAGCCUGCCUGUGACAGGGUGGCUGCUGGGGGAAAGGAAGCUUCUUUUUAAAUGAGUUAUUCUUACUAGCUAAGCUCCGUUGGUUCUGUGCUGUUGAAGAACUGAAAAUGUUCACAUUUCAUCACCAUGGCAGAAAGCUCUUGUUGCCCUACCUUAGGUAUGUCUCUGGUGGAAGGUGUGCGGGGGUGACUGGGGACCACACUGAGAACAUUCUGAAAGCUGUGAGGAGGAGGAGGCUGUGUCAUCAGCAGCACUUGCUGUGAGGCAGUCUCUGUAUUUAAGCUGGUGACUUCUGCCUUGACUGCAGCCUCAUGCCUCACCAAGUCAGAAAUGGGAGCUCUGGCUCCACCCUGGCCGGGGAGCUCAAAGGCUGGCUCUACUGGUUUUUCUGAUUAAGACUCAGGAGCACAAGUGGACUGCAGAUUUAAAGGAGACUACAGAAUGUAAUGGAAAGAACCCAAACCCAGGAGUCAGGAGCCCAGUGUCCUACCUUGGCUCCACAGGCAACGAGCAUUUAUUAAGCGCCCACCAUGUGCCAGGCGCUGUGCUAAGCCCUGGCCAUGUGCAUACAAGCAAACAGAAAGACCGUUCCCUGUUCUCAAGCAGCUUAAAUCCUAAGGGGGGAAGCCAACUCAUAAAAGGGGGAGGGGGGAGGGAAGGAAGAAAGAAUAAUGGCCACCCACAUAGGGGAAUGGGGAGCAAAGUCUAGAGAGCAGCCCAGCAAGAAGGGAGUGAAACGUGGCCAUCGUGGGCCCAUCCCCCAGAAGCAGGCACUCACCCAUGGAAGAAGGGAGCUUUGGUGGUAGCACUGCAGAGGGAGAAGGAAAGUGCUAGGGAAGGCAGAAACUGAGGCACGGUGGUAUGGUCCUGAUGAGCAAGAAGUGGAGCUGCCUGGGCCUUUGUCCUCAAAAUGGAGAUCCCAAAAGAAACUCACCAACAGGAAAAGGGGGACUGAUGUCACUUUGAAUAAUUUACUUUCCCUCCCCAGGCCUCGGUUUCUCCAUUUGUAAAAUGGCAUAGCCUGUAUUGGCCAGUGCCUUGGGCAGAGCUGUGUCUGUUUUUUAAGGCCCUGUACAAAUUGGGGAACCUUCAAUUUGGUUCAAGCUCUGGUCACAAAAGCAGAAGGAUAUUGGGGGGACUGGCAUGCCCAAGGUUUAGCCAGCCUGGACUCUCACUUUAAAAAAAAAUUACUUCUGUUUUUGUUUCCUACAUCAUAGUCAUUUCUGGAAAGAUCUGCCUUUCCUUUGCUCCUCCCCCUCCCCCAAAUGGAAAACUCUGUUAUAAGAAAAAUGGUGAAGUAAAAACCUCUCCUCCACUGAGCACAUCUGGCAGUGUGCACAGCAUUCUGCCCUAGCAGGCCCCCACCUGUUCAGAGAAGGGUCGUAUGUGUUCCCAGGUCUGGCCUCCUCUCCAUUGCUGUAGUCACUUCACCUGCUUUUCUAAAUAACGAUGGAUUCAUUAAAGGCUGGAUGCCGACCUCUCACUUUACAGAAGGGGAAAAACUGAGACCCAGAAAGCUGAAGUAGCUUAAUCGUUCCCCCUGUGUAGAGAUUGCGCCAUCUACUUCUCAAAGCAAUUUCUCGUUCCUUUUCUCAUUGGAUAGGGAGCGGCUUAACUCUGACCUCUCUAUUCCCAGGGGCUACUCCGGCCCUUAGCAUGCAGUAGGCACUUAAUAAGUGAUUGUUGAUUGAUCUGUAAACAGCGGCAGGAGGUUGAUAGAGAAGACACUGUGACACUGAAGUGGAGCAGAAAGCGGUAAAGAAUGUAUUAUACACUUAAAAAAAUAAAAGCUAAACUGCACAUUA
Phascolarctos cinereus (koala) is the source of this 4026-nucleotide messenger RNA. It is a transcript of the gene MYD88, whose product is annotated as MYD88 innate immune signal transduction adaptor. Gene Ontology annotation, molecular function: TIR domain binding; Toll-like receptor binding. Lineage: Eukaryota; Metazoa; Chordata; Mammalia; Diprotodontia; Phascolarctidae. The record is from RefSeq and is a predicted model, not a curated record. Gene Ontology annotation, biological process: Toll signaling pathway; positive regulation of canonical NF-kappaB signal transduction; MyD88-dependent toll-like receptor signaling pathway. Gene Ontology annotation, cellular component: plasma membrane.